UGUCCCAAUACUUUUGUCUUUAUACUUUUAUAUAGUGUUGGGUAUUUAACCUCUGACAAUUUAUAUAGGAGAUGUUUUAUGUUUUUACAGAAGAUCUUUGUAUUUCGUGUGAGCUCAUAAAACGACGCCUUGUUCUCAGGUUUUCACUGGACAGGAAGGAUAUGGAAAACAAUAAAAAUGUGAAAAGUAACCAGUGACCAUAUCAAUAGAAUGUGGAGUAGAAAAACAGUAUUCGCCUCUGAGAUGCAGCGGAUUUAAAACAUAAUACUGUCUUGUUUCUUCUGAGCUGCGGACGUCAUAAAACACGCCACCUUCAUCACCAUCUCAUCCUCAUCAUCUCCAGGUCUCGGACGUCAGCACUGCGUACGCGUUCACGAUGUAAACCGCCGCGUACUCUCUGACGUCAUCGCCCUCCGAUCACCCGAAAUCCCUGAUAGCGCGACGCGCGUUCCCGCUCGGCUCUGAAUGGGGGCUCAGUCCAGCUUCUGACAGCGAGUCCAGUUGUACCAGCGUAGCCGCCACGGUCCCACUCAUCCAGUCUGGUCCGCUGUGCUCAGACGCACCGGUAGUCAACGGCCCUGCUCCUCCGGUACUUCAGCACAUUCAUUCAGGCUGUGUGGUGGCGCUCUGACAGCCCACUUAGUUCGGAAUGAGAAAUGAUGGCCGGCUCUGCAGCAGAGGAGAAAACCUUCCGACGGUUCCUGGAGCUCUUUCUCCGGGAGAUGAGAAUGCCUCUGCAGGAGAGCGACCCGGUGCCGAUGCGCCCCUUGUCGGACCUGGUGACCGAGGACGAGGUGGAGGGGGAGUGCCUCGACCUGUGUCUCCAGCACCUCUACAAAUAUAACUGCCCGUGCUCCCUGGCUGCAGCCCUGGCCAGAGCCACAGCUGACAGCAUGCUGCAGACGGACCUCUCCAUCCACCACCUCAAUAAGACUGUGGAAGAUGGAGCUGACCCAUUACCACAGAUGGACUCUGUGAAGCUGGCCCGCCUGGUGUUUAACAGACUCUUUGAGAUGUGCUGCCUCUGGCUGAAGGAGCUGCCCUUCCGCCGCCGUCCACAGCCGUACUACGAAACGUCCAUCCACGCCAUCAAGAACAUGAGGCGCAAGAUGGAGGACAAGCACGUCAUCAUCCCCGACUUCAACACACUCUUCAACGUUCAGGAUCAGGAGGAACAGGCUUACUUUGCUGUGUUUGACGGUCACGGCGGCGUGGAUGCCGCCAUUUAUGCUGCCAACCACCUCCACGUCAACUUAGUCCAUCAGGAAUCCUUCAGCCAGGACCCGAGCGAGGCGCUGUGCAGAGCCUUCAAACUCACCGAUGAAGGCUUUGUGAAGAAGGCCUCACGAGAGCACCUGCGCUGUGGCACGACAGGUGUGGUGACGUUCCUGCGGGGUCGGACGUUGUAUGUGGCCUGGUUGGGGGACUCCCAGGUCAUUCUGGUCAGGAGAGGCCAGGUCGUGGAGCUGAUGAAACCACAUAAACCAGACAGAGAGGACGAGAAGCAGAGGAUCGAGGCUCUGGGCGGCUGUGUGAUCUGGUUUGGCACAUGGAGGGUUAACGGCAGUCUGUCUGUAUCCAGAGCAAUCGGCGACUCGGAGCAUAAGCCCUACAUCUGUGGUGAUGCAGACCAUAGCAUCUUUCCACUGGACGGUUCUGAAGACUACCUGAUCCUGGCCUGUGAUGGCUUCUGGGACACAGUGAGUCCAGAUGAGGCGGUGCGGGUGGUCAGCGACCACCUCCAGGAGAACGCUGGAGACACCACCAUGGUAGCCCACAAGCUGGUGGCCUCAGCCCGUGACGCAGGUUCUAGUGAUAAUAUCACUGUUAUAGUGGUCUUCUUGCGGGACCCACGUUCCCCGCCACCCACCAGCACGGAGGACGAUGAGGAGGGUGUGGUGGAGGGAGAGGCUGAGCAGGAGGAGGUAGCGGAGGUGGAGGAGGAGGAACAGGAGGAGGAGGAGGAAGAGGAAGACGAGGCAGUCAGGGCAGAACGCGAUGGUGGUGAAGGAGGCAGCACUGCGGACAUCGGGGGAAAGGGUCGCGGAGGCUGGCCCCUGCAGCAGUGCUCGGCCCCUGCUGACCUUGGCUACGAAGACCGAACAGACUCGUUCACGGACAGAACCAGCCUCAGCCUGCUGGGGCCUUCGCUGGAGGGCCGUAUCUCUCUGACCCAGGGCUCGUGGCAGCCCUGCUCCGAAUUUAGCCCCGACCUCUUCACAUCCACCCAUAUUUAUCGAGGAGAGCGUCGUCUGAGGCGCAGGUCCUGUAUCCCAUUUCAGGAGCCCAGCAUCUCUAGCUUCACGGACCCAUUGUGGCCCCAGACAGCCAUGCUGUUAAACCAGGCAGCGAGGCGAAGCCGCAGGCUCGGUUAUGGAAGUCGCCGAUGGGGGCGAAGGUGGCCAGGCACAUCCAAGCAGCUGCUAGGCCUGUUGCCAUCUGGCCAUUUGCUGCCGCACAUCGAGCGCUACUCCAGCCGGAGGCCUGGAGUGGCAGUGCCUCAUCUGCCCCACGAUACCACCAUCUGAAGAGGUGACCCAAACCAACCCAUCUCCUUCAUUUACUCAGUCCUGCUCCCUGCCCCUCAGCCCGCCCACCCACUUACCCACCUCUGCCUUCAACAACACGUCUUUCUUUGAUAGUAGGUAGUUGUGGCUCCUGCAGUUGUUAAGUGAUUAUUGAAUCUCUGUUGGAGGAACGGUGCUCUCUGCCCGAAGACGAAAUGUUUCCAAAUGUAAAGUGGUCCACCAAACACAAGCCCUGCUCUUAACGAUGUAGGUAAAGCUCAAAAGUGUAGCCUGACCAUUGAUCAGAAAUGCAGGUUAAUAAGAUAUGUUCAGAAUAAUCUCAGAGGCUGUCUUUACUUGAUGAAAAGGUUAUGGAGAGGGUUCCAGCAGUUUCAGGUGAACUCUAACAUCAGUUCCAUGGAGCUGUCACAUAACAUACUUUGGAGCUUAAGUCUGUUUUAGAAGACAAAAGCUCCUCUGCACAAACUGAGGCAUUCACUUGCAUUCAGUCUGAACACUAAUUUAUUUGCUUGGCCGCUCCACACUCUCGGCAGCAUCUUUCCACAUUAAUUCUGUAUUUUGGACCACAAAUAACAGCGUUGUAGAUCUAUAUUCUUACUUGCAAGUAAAAAUAUACACUGCUUGGCCCAAUCAAUGCGGAGACCUGACCAUUAGACCCGUGUGAUAGCUGAACAUGAGCGUUAAUACACAAUGUCAUAACAAGCUUGUCUUCUUUGAAAUCUUUCCUCAACAUUUAGGAACCUGCCUGCUCCAUUUCAACAAUCGCAUUAGUAGGGCUGGCAGCUGACUGUAAUGUAUACACAGAUACGUUUGUUAAGAUUAUCAUAGCUGAACGCGGGCCGAUAAAUCAGGUCAUGCUCUAAGCUGAAGAAGAGCUCAGCCUUCCUAAAACUGUUGUAGCAGCGCAACAGCACUGAGACUCCCCUUCACUGGAACUAAAUUGCCCAAAAAAUAUAUACAGAAUGCUUGUGUGUGUCAUCACUUCCACAUUAGGAAGUGCGAAUCCAAGCGAGAGGACGUACCACAUACCAGCAGAGUGACAGAGGUUGCGUGAUCGCUCAGCUUCAUCAAUUGUCUUUCCUUCUAUUAAAUGUUGGCCAGGUGUAAAUGCAGGUCGAGGUAGUGCACGUCUUUUGUCUUGCCGUCGAGAACGUUGAGCGACCGAGCACUACAUUAAGCUCUAAUGGCCUAGCUGGCCUCUUUGUUCCCCUCAGCAGUCUUUUGGUUGCAGAUGAAUAAAGUUCAUAGAGGAGGCCAGAACAAUAGUUGCUCCUGGUCUCUGGGACUGAAGGCACAUGCUGUUCUUUCUCCUCCCAUAAAGUCAAUGACCCAGCCAUUAUCCAGCCACAAUUUGUCCACAGAUAAAAGCACUUAACACUGGAUUAUAAAAGAUUAGCAGUCACUUACCUGAAUAAAUGCUUCAUGUAGUCCAGUAUUCCAGAUGGGGAUAUACUCCUGGGAUUUUUCUUUCUUUCUUUUUGUUUUAUCAGGGUUGGGGUAUUGAAAAAUAGAUUUUUGUCAUAGUUGUUGGGCCACAUAGUUAUUGCAAGUAUUCCAAGUGUAUUUAUUUUUAUCUCCUUGUACACAAAACCCACUGAUAAGUGCAAACCAUUUAAUAUUGGGCCAGGAUGGCUGAAAGCUGCAGAACAUGUGCCUUCCAUAUGUUGUACUAAAGCCUACUUCCUCCAUACACAUAUUCUGCAAUUACUGAAUUAACUUGUUAAUAUCACCAACAAGGACAAGUCUGGCUUGUACUUAAAGUAGGGGCAUAUCAGUUACUCUGUUUGACAUUACACACAGUUAUUUGCUUUCUUACCAAGAGUAAGACGAGACGUUUGGUACCACUCUCAUGUUUGUAAGCUAAAUAUGAAAUACAACCAGCAGCUGAUUAGCUUAGCUUAACUGAGCUCUGAAACAGGGGGAAACAGCUAUCUUGGCUCUGUUCACAUGUACACCAGUUUGGUUUUGGCCUCUAUCUUUUAGUAGGACGUUUGUAGCAAUUAAAUGUAACAAAGAGCCUCUUGCAGUAGAAAAUCAGCGACAGUCGUCUGCCAGUCUAAAGUCUUGCAGCAGAGCGUGACUGCAAAAUUGGCUCUUUUCAAAUGUAAAAAUAAAUAAAAUAUCCGGCCACAAUGUUUGGUUAUUACAUUUCUAUUUGUUUAUUGAUUAAAAACAACAUACACUGUGUUAAUUUAUGAAUUUAAGAGAUUAGGUGGUGCUCGGUAGAACCUUUGAAUAGAACUCAUUCCAGUCUUUAUGCUAAGCUAAGCUAAUCGACUGCUGGCUGUACAGUAGUUUCAUUUUUAGCAUACAGACAUGUCAAGCUUUUCAUGAAGAAAGUGAAGGAGGCCAUUUCAGAGUCCUUCAAAUAACAUGAAGAGAAUCUGCUGCGCCUCAGUCGCUUGAGGUACGACGGCAAAGUUUUCUAUCUUUGAAUAAAGUUGUGGUGUUAACAGCCCUUCUGCAACAACACAGUAUUACACAGCUAACAUCCUGCUAGAUAGCUGCUGCCAGUUUAAUCCGCUGAGGCUGGCUCCCGUGGCCCUACGCUGCCUUUAUAAUUGGAUCUUUCUCUGAUCUGAUCUAGAUUCUUCAAUGGAGUGUCCCAUCUCUGCUGUCUAACACUGUGCUGACAGUGCUGCACUUCGGUUAUGUUAGCAAGUGAUAGGACUGUUCGGUCUGACAGCUUUCAUGAGACUGCGCUCGUCCAUAACAUCUUGCGACUCUAUCUAUAUUCACUGGUUUCGUAUAUCUAACACCAAAUCAUAAUUAAGUAACAACUAUGUAAUCAUGAAAUAAUAUUCCUCAUACUGAUUUAUAUGAUAAAAUAUAAUAGCAUUUUUACCCACUUAACCAAAAUACGGAAAACUUUAAAUGUGUAACUUUCAGUCGAAUACACACAAUAGCAUUGCUGUAACUAAUAAACAAACUUGAUGACUAUAAACUUACUGUACCAGACCAUUGCUUUGAAACUAACUAAACCCCAAAGUUUCCUAGCUCUAACAGUCAUUCAUUUCCAUUUUCAAAGUCCGGAAACUGCCCCUGUUCCUGCUAUAUAUUUAAUUUGCUGCUGCAAGUGACUGUUCUCUAAGCCCCGCCCCGCUCAGGUACUGGAGGUACCACACCUGUCAAGCUGCCCAUUCUCGCAUGGUACACACGCAGCUUAAAAUGAUAACAGCAGCAGAUUCACACAUCAAAAUUCCAAAUAUUUUUUGAAAUAGCAAGUCCUCAGUUUCACACAGACAAACCGGGCAAGCAACCGCCGAAUUUGGCUGACAUGACAGCUGUCACUAGCAUAUUUAAUUCUAGCUAGCUAGCUUAUUAGUUUUUGCUCAGUGAGUUGGUUGAAAACUCAGACAGGUUGAUUUCAAAACAACUCUGUAAUAUAUCUGGGGUCUUAAAUAUGUCCUUGAUGGCUACAUGCUGUAUAUUGCUAAAGGUCUGAGGCUAAAGCUACAAGUCCCAGGCAAAAUGUUAGCAUCUUCAUCAGAUAAUCCACCACAAAGGCACUGAAGUUAAAGUACUGCAUUGUUUUUAUUCUGAAUGUGCACUAGUUGUACAGUCAUUGGUAAAAUACAAGAUCAGAUAAUAAAAGUCUGUCUUGAUGCUUAGCUUUAGCAGUAUGUUGCUAAAAAGAAAUGUAGAUGAAGGCCAACUGAGAUGUUUGACAACAGUAAUCACACUAUUCUGAGAUACAGCUGGUAUCAUCCAGCUCUGGCACCCACCCAGUGGGUAAAUACUGAACAGCAGAUAAUCCCACAAAAUUAUGUAACUAGCUAUGGAUACUCUGGUCGUCUUUGGGAGUAACUCUUUGUUGGUGUUACUGCUGUUGGUAGUAACCAAUUAGUCAACAUUUAGCUAGCAUUAGACCAGAUAAACACACUGUUUAAUAGAUUUCCUUACACUUUUCUCUUGUGUUGUUGGGCUUGUUAAAAAAAAUACCAUACCAACUAUUGCUAUAACUACAUCCCCAUGGACACUGUUUGGCCAAUCACUGUUCGGGGGUGGGGUUUUACCGAACAGUCAUUUAGACACAUUAAUCCCUACCUAAAAUUCCCUAACUUUGUAAUGUCUUCAUUCUCCAUUGUUUGGCUGAUGUAGUGACUGUCCACAUGUCAGGGUGUUAUCAAUGACCAGGUUUUCCCACUUUCCUGGCCCUGUUCACUGGCUGAUGAAACACCCAGAAGGUGUGAUAUCAAAACAGGUGACUAAUCAGACCACAGGCUCUGGUUUUGUCAUCCUUUACACAGAAAACUAUCACCUUCCCUUUUUCAGUCUCGCAGGUAGAUGGGGACUCACCUUAAAGUGAGAGCCCCAUCGCUGCAUUUCACUCUCCUGUAAACAUCCCGUGGACUGACUGGUGAAGAGCAUCAGACUGUCAGUGGAGCAGAAUGUACCUCAUGUCCCGGAACGUCCUCAGAGACUCGGUGAAGUGGGUCGUCAUGAGGUGGUGUUUCUUUGGGAAACUGUUCUUCCUGGGGGGCAUCUAUCUGUGAGGAAUGUACUGUCGAGACACUCAAACUGAAGCCACCGGAUCCCUUUGCGGAAGUAUCGUCAGAAGUGUUGGAUGAUACCUGAAGGAGACUGCUGAAGUGACAGAAAACAAUGGAGCUCACAGUCAUUUUCAAAUAUUCACUUAGGCACGGAUGCGUAUGUAUAUUCUAAGUACUAAUUGUGAGUUGAGCGUGUGCUGGAGGAGUGUACAUAAAAUAAUUUUGUCUUGUAAAUUGGUGGUUUAAAUCCAUGCUCCACUAGGCCCGACGGUUGGGUCAGAUAUGUACUUCGGUCAGAUGUUGGACUGUCCCGAAUCUCCCACCGCCAGACUGAGGUGGAGGUGCGGAUGUGAUGUUGCUGAACUGCUCGAGAGGCAUCAGUCUAUGAAUCCUGCCUCUGCCUUCAAGAGCUGCUAAAGUAAAUUAGGGUGUUGAACCAGUCUGGCUUUCACUGGAGAGUUUUAGUGUCCUGUCGUGGCCUAGCUGCUAUUUCAGCCUGCUUUUUCACCCUGACAUGAAUAAAAAUCAGGGGAAGACCUGCAUAAAGGUGUUAAUUAUCGGCUUAAAAUAUCACCAAUCUGCAGCUUCGAUUUAAAAUGUUUUAUCAGUACCAGCCUUAAAAAAAAAAAAAAACCCAAAACAUUUUGCCAAGCAGAUUGUAUUAGUAGUCCAUAGGUUUUCAUUCCUACCUUGCAGGUGUUCAGGUGAUCAUCACGAUGCUGAUUAGAAAUGAGGAACACGUGAGUGAACUCAGCUGCUGGGGUGUUUGGGUGAAAUGGAUUUCGGGCCUCACUUAGAGCCACUGUGUUUCAGAAACCUUUUACACACAUCACACUGGGCAGCAAACUCAGCGCUGCCUCAGUGAGACAGGACGUUUUCAGGGUCGUGUUAUAAUGACAAAGUUUUCUUGUAUCAGCAGUCUCAUAGUCAUGAUCAAGUAGAACGGUUAGAUACCUUGACGUAAACUUAUUCAUCUUAUAAUGAGCGUAAGAGCUUGCUGAAACUAAACUCAGGCUUAUUCCAAAAGAAACUUUCCCACAAUCUUGUGCAAACAGGAUAAAACAAGUGGCCCAGUGGUGCUAACUUGCUCACACUGACUGUGCUGAUGUUAAGCAGGCUUAAUGUUCACCACAGUCACCACCUUAGCUUAGCUUAGCUUGUUAGCCUGUUAACAUUUGGUGAGGACAAAAACAUGCGAUGCAGGACACUUUUUGCUCUGAUGGUGAUGCCAAAAGAAAACUUCGGCAUCACCAAAAGUCAUCCUGAGGGGAAGAUGAAUUUCUGUACCAACCUUCAUGGUAAACCAUUCAAUAAUUGUUGAAAAAAAUUCACUCAGGGCCACAAAUAUAAAUCGCUAGAGGGUCAAGGGAAAGUCUCCAGAGCCACACUGCCAGUGUGCUGCUGCUUUGGGCGCUGUGAACAAAGAUUUGGACAUAAAACAAGAUACUUUGUCAUCAUAACAAGAACAUUUUUUGUUGUGGUAUUUACAUAAACGGUGGCAGUUUGCUGCUGGUGUUAAACUGCUGUGUACAGACUAAAGCAUGUUGUACUUGUGGCCACACCUCAGAGCAGCUGUGCAGUGCAGCAGUGGUUUUCUGUAGCCUGUGAUUCACUGUCGAGUUUUUCAAAUCACUGAUGUAGUCUCACAGCAGGUCUUCAGCGUUGACGUGAAGCUCUGCUCUGCACUCUGGAGGGAGAGAUGUACCACAACAGCGCUCAGUGACGAGGAUCCAUGUGCUGCUUUCACCAAAAUUCACCAAAACCCUUUCAAUUAAUCACAUGCAGUUUUGACUCAUCAUAUUUCAAAUUGCCAGACGUUGUCACCGUAUGAGCAAUAAAGGUGUAUGCCAUCAUUCCUUGUGGUAAAUCCUCUACCUAAGCCUGAGAAACCCACACUUCCUCCCUCACCGCUUGCACUAAAGGUUCCUGUGAGGCAGAUUUUUCCCUCCCCUGACGAUGAAAACAAGCAGAGGUUCAGCUCUGCUCCCUCAUAAUCCCUGUCUAACUUUAGGGCCCUCCAUGAAUCUGCACUGUGUGUCUAUGUACACAAAAAAGCUUUUUCUUUUUCUCUGUAAGCAAUAAUGACGUUGCAUUAAAAGGCUCUCUGAGGGUUUGUCUUCUGCUGCUGAAGGAUGCAACAAAACAGUAGUUCUGCCA
Molecule: messenger RNA, 9178 nt
Organism: Scatophagus argus
Lineage: Eukaryota; Metazoa; Chordata; Actinopteri; Scatophagidae
Gene: ppm1e
Product: protein phosphatase, Mg2+/Mn2+ dependent, 1E
Exons: 8
Coding region: 657-2528 (623 amino acids)
Biological process (GO): protein dephosphorylation; negative regulation of protein kinase activity
Molecular function (GO): protein serine/threonine phosphatase activity; cation binding
Source: RefSeq, a predicted model, not a curated record